AUGAAUGAAAUGAAAGAUGAACAUUUUAAGAGCAAUUCAAAAACAAAAUACCCUCAAUCAAUGACGAUGGAUAUCUCUAGAUCGUAUAUAAACAAACAAGACAGAAUAAAUGCUUUAAAUUUAUAUAUUCAGAAAUCUUCAUAUAAUCCUCAAUUUUUACAAGAAGAAGAAGAAGAGGAAGAUGAAAGCGAAAAUGAAACAAUUGGAGAUAUAAUACUUCGAAUAAUAUCGAUAAUUUUUCCAGAUUUAUCACCAGGAUUAUGGUUUUUUAUUCAUUUUAUUAUGAAUUUGAUUGUUCUAUGUGUAGGUUUAAGUUAUUUAUCAGAACCAAAUGUUCAUGAUCCUAUAACAGAGCCAAAAUAUGAUAGAAGUUUUAUAUUUGGUAGUAUAUACUGCAGUUUUUUAAUUCUAGGAGUAAAUAUUGUUUCCUUUGUUAUGUUAAUGAUCUUUCAUGCAAUAGUUCAAAAAGUUAUAUUAGAAAAAUUGUUACAGCCAAGUGCAUUAUGUGCCGCUUUCUAUAAUACAGUAGAUCCUGAAUUAGUUUAUUUAUUAUGGUCAUCUGUUCAAAUUAUCUAUUGGAGAAGUAAUCUAAUUUUAAAAAAUGGAGUAGAUAAAAGCAGCGACCAUUAUGUCUUAAGAAUAUUUGGAUAUAGAGAUAUAGAUAACCCCUUUAAAUUUUUAUAUAGUAUACAUUGGUUAAUUACUUUUCCUAUAUUAUUAUAUAUAGUUUUUGCAGCACGAUUACUUUUUUUAUCUAUUAUUUCUUUCAUUUUUGAGCUUGGCUUUUUAAUGAAUGCUCAUGAUUUAUUAGGAAGAUAUUUAAGAAAAUAUGGUACUUUACGUAAAUUUAAUAUUGAAUGGUUUAUGUUUGUAGCUGAUAAGCAGGAAAAUAUUAGAGCAUUAUUUGGUUAUGAAUUGUAUCAAGAUGAAAAAUUAAUUAGGCAAUUGGAGACAAACGACAUAAGUAAAAAAUUUGUACAAGAUAAAGCAGAAUUGUUAUUAUUUAAAAAUUUACCAAGAAAUUGCACCUGCUGUAAAAUACCUUUAAAAAGAAAUAAAAAAAAUACAAUGAAAUUAUUGCUACCACCAGUUUUUGAAGAAAAAAAUAUUAUAAAAUCUGAAAGUUCCUCUAUAAAAAAUUGGUUAGCUUGUCACUAUGUGGUUAAUACUCCUCCUCUUUUAUUUUUAUUAAAUAAUAGUAUCGCUUUAACAAAUAAAAACUCCAUUAAAAGUGGAAGUGAAAUUUUUUUUAGGCAAAUUAUAAUGUCUUUAAAAAUGUAUCAUCAAGAUAAAAAUGACACUUAUGUUUUUACAGGAACUCCUAUGAAUAAUAACUCAUCAGAUGACUUAUCACCAAAUAAUAACAAGUUAAAUUUUAAUUUAAAUAAAGCUUCUAAUAUUAUAACAGAGCAAGAAGGAUUUUUAUAUAAUGACGCAACAAAACAAACAAACACGGAAACAAAGAAAAUUAAUUUAGAAAAUAUUUUUCAUGAUAUUGAUCAAGAUGCAAAAAGUGAAGAGAAGCAUUCAGAAGAAAAUAAAGAAAAGUAUUUGAAUUCAAAAAAUAAAACAAAAAUGAAAAAUAAAGGAAGAAAGGUUGGGAAUAGUAACAAUAUUAGUUUACCAAAUAAAGGAAAAGAAAAAGUAAUAGAAAAAAACAUAAAUGAAAUAGAUAAUAAAGAAAAAAAAAAUAUUUUGUUAAAAAAAGAAGACAACAUUAAUAGUAAUGAUGAUAAUAAUAACGAUACAUUAAGAGGAAUGCAAAGAGAACAUAAGAAAAAUUUACCAAUAAAUUUAGAGAGUAAAAAUGAAAAAAAUAGUACUGUGAAUGAUCAAGAAGAAAGAACAGUAUCUAAGUUAAAUAAAUUUCGUAAAAUAAAAAUAAAAGAUGUAAAAAAUGCUAUAGAUAAUAAUAAAAAUGACGAAAACAUAAGAAACACCAAUACUAAUGCCAAUAAUUAUGAUUCUGGAUAUAAAAAUCCUCUUAAUAACAAAGAAACAGUACAAAAACAUAAUAAUACAAAGAAUAUAACAAAGGAAAAUAUUUAUGAAAAAACAUUGAUAGAAGAAAAAAAAGAAAACUUAAACGUUACUGAUAAAAUAGAAAAUACGACUUUAACUUACCAAGAUAAAAAAAAGUUUGUUGAAGAAAAAAAGACCAAUUCUAAUGAAAGAACAAAUAUGAAUCUUAGUGAUUCAAAAUUCAAUAUAUAUAUUACUCCAUCUUUGUCAGAAAUACCUAAUGGAAAUAAUGAACUAAAAAACAAUGUAAUGAAAGGUGAUAAUAAAAAUGAUGAUAAAAUAGAAACAAAUAUUAAAGAUGAUGUCAAAGUAAAUAAUCGGGAAAUAAGAAAUUCCUACAUUAAUUUAGAGAAUUAUGACAGUAUGACAAUAGAAAUAAAAGACUUUUCUAUUGAAGAUGUUUUAAAAAAAAAAUAUACAAAUGAUACUAUACAUCAAAAGGAAAUACGAGAAAAUGAAAAACAUGAUCCUUAUAUAAAUCCUAUAAAUAAAAAUGAUAAUUAUGAUAUUAUCGAAGAAAAUAAAAAAGAUAUAAUUAAAUUUACAAAAACAGAAAUAUUAGGAACUUCUUUAAGUGAAAAAGAGAUUCUAAAGAAAAGUAUUUUGAAUAAUACAGCUAACUUUUUAACUGGUACAAAUAAAGAAACAGAUACAAAAGAUAUGAAUGCUUCUUUUAUGUAUAGUGAUAAAAAAAAAAGAAAUACAAAUGAAAUAGGUAAAGUUAGCAAAAAAAUUAAAAAUAAAAUAUCUUCAAAUAAAAAUGCAUUCUUUUAUCAGUCUCAUUUAUUAAAUGAAGAAUUGAAUAUACUAGAAAGGAGUGAUGCUAUAAAUGUAAAAAAAGUUAAAGAAAAUAAAAGAAUGAAAGUGAGAAAUUGUUUUUGUAUAAAGAAAAAUAAAAAAGAAAAGCUCAGUAGAAUAAAAAAAGAUAUAUCAUUAGAGAUUGAUGACCCGUUUGUUAUGAAUUUAAGAAGUCCUAUGCAGUUGAAUAUAAAUGGUAAUGAGUUUAUAACCAAAGAAAUGAUUGAAGUGUUUUUAAAACCUGAAGAAGCUGAAGAAUUUAUGAAAGAAUUUGAUUUAUCUGGUCAUGGAAGAAUUGAUGUUAUUAUGUUUAGAAAUGCAAUAAAAAGAGCAAUAACAUGUAGAAAAAAAUUUAUAAAAAGUUUAAAAGGUCAAGAAAGUAUUCUAAAAUUAGUAAGAAGACUAAUGUCAAUAUUAAUGUCUUUUUUAGCUUCAGUUGUACUUUUAUUUAUUUUUGGUGUAUCUGCUGAUACUAUUAUUGUUACAGGUGCAGCAUUUAUAACAGCAGUAACAGUUAUAUUAAGUUAUAUGUAUACAAGUUUUAUAACUUCGGUUAUAUUUAUUGCUUUUUCGAACCCUUACAACAUAGGGGAUAGAAUAAGAUUGGAUGGAGGAGAAGCAAUGUACAUUAAAAAAAUCAAAACAUACACCACUGAAUUUGAAACAACAACUGGAAAAAUAGUUAUUUAUGAAAAUUCGAAAUUAAGUAAUGCGAAAAUUUAUAACGAGAGUCGUUCAAAAAAUGCUUAUAUAGAUAUUUCUUUUAAAGUAGACAUUAAUACACCAUUAGUAGCUCUUAAAGAAUUAAGAAAAAGUUUACAAUUUCUUGUUGAUAGUAGGCCUAGUGAUUUUUGCAAAACCAAAAAUUUAUACUUUGGCUAUUCUUUGCAACCAGGUCAUUUUUAUGAAAUAAGUUUUUGGAUUAAAUGUGUCGAAGGGUGGGGAAAUUGGAGAAAAGUUUUUGAAUUGAGAACAGAUAUUUAUGAUUUUAUAAUUUUGCAAUUAAGAUUAUUAAGUAUAUCUUAUCGUUUGCCAACACAAAAAAUUGGCUUUACUGCUCCUCUAAAUAUUGCAGAUAAUAGUAUUUUAAAAUUAAAUAGAAAUAAAGGUUCUGAAUAUCCUAACACACCGAAAGAAGCCCGUAAUCCUCUUUUUGUUCCUUCAGUUAAACAUAAAAGAGAAUUUGAUUCUAGUAAUUAUGAAUUCAAUAAUAAUAUGAACUUUCUGUAUGAUGAAAAUAGGCGUACUGAUAAUAAUUAUAAUAAUAAUAUAUACUUACCAAAUAUGUACAAUCAUAAACAUACAGAUAAUUAUCUUUAUUAUAAUACGUCUUUAUCUAUUUGUAACCCUAAUAAUAAUUGCAGUGACAUCUUUUUUAAGGAAAAAUCAAAAAACUUUUAUGGCAUUGAAAAAAAAGAUCAUUAUUUAUCAAGAAGAAAUAAUUAUAAUGAUGACAUGAACUCUUUUAAAGAAUAUAGAAACAUAAAAGAAAAAAUGAUGAAUAAUUUAGAAAUAGAUUCAAACAAAGAAAUUUUAAGUGGUGAUUUCAAGGAAUAUACUGAAUAUUGUAAGAAUAGAAAAAAUAUACUUUCGCAAGAAUUGAAUCAUCCUUCAGAUAAUAGUUGUAAGGGUACAAUAUUUAAAAGAAAUAUAAAAUAUGACAAUAUGGAUUAUAAGGAAGAUAAUUUUCACAAAAAUAGUAAUACCUAUUGUAAAAAUAACGAAAAUGUUUUAGAAAAUCAAAAUAACAACUAUUACAAUGACAUCCUUUCAGAAAAUAAUUGUUUUCCAUAUGACCAUCAUGAAAUUAAUCUAAGACAACAAAAAAAAAAAUGUGAUUACAAAAGCAUUAUAAAUACACCUUUUAAUAAUACAAAUUCUUAUUACAGUAAUUAUAUGUACAAGAGUCAUAACGAUAAUAAACAGAAUUUUUUUAAUUACUUAAGUAAAUAUGAUGAAAAAUAUCAAGAUUCAUUAAAAAUGAACUACAGUGAUAAGGAAUAUUUUUCAUAUGAAAGUUCCUCUGGUUAUGAUAGCUUUGAAUGUGUUAAACAUUUUUCUAAUCUUCAUAAUAGAAGUCGAGGGUCUUUAAAUAAACAAAAAAUAAAUAUAUUUACAUAUAAAAGUAAAAAAAAAAAUAAUUAA
This is a messenger RNA of Plasmodium relictum, 4965 nucleotides long. Its product is annotated as mechanosensitive ion channel protein, putative. The record is from RefSeq and is a predicted model, not a curated record. The transcript has a single exon. Gene Ontology annotation, cellular component: plasma membrane. Gene Ontology annotation, molecular function: calcium ion binding; mechanosensitive monoatomic ion channel activity. NCBI's taxonomy places the organism in Eukaryota, Apicomplexa, Aconoidasida, Haemosporida, Plasmodiidae. Gene Ontology annotation, biological process: monoatomic anion transport; transmembrane transport. The coding region runs from base 1 to 4965 and encodes 1654 amino acids.